AUGUACUGUUUCUGCUUCCAGUUUGAAGAGAAAUUUCUGGAAUCUGCAAAAGAUUUGGAAAAGUUAAGAAAUGAUGGGAGUUUGUUGUUCCACCAAGUGCCAAUGGUUGAGAUUGACAGGAUGAAGCUGGUGCUGACCAGAGCCAUUCUCAACUACAUUGCCAGCAAAUACAACCUCUGUGGGAAAGACAUAAAGGAGAGAGCUCUGGUCAAUAUGUAUAUGGAAGGUAGGGCAGGUUUGAGUGAAAAGCUUCUGCAUUACUCAUUGCAUCCACCUGAGGAAAAAGAUACAAAGCUUGCCCUGAUCAAAGAAGGAACAACAAGCCAUUAUUUUCCUGUCUUUGAAGCUGUGUUGAAGAGCCAUGAACAAGACUACCUCUUUGGCAACAAGCUGAGCCAGGCUGACAUUCACCUGGUCAAACUUCUCUACCACAUGGAAGAGCUUGACUCCAGCCUCAUCUCCAACUUCCCUCUGCUGAAGGCUGUGCUUUGUGCAUUGUGGGCCCUGAAAAUCAGAAUCAGCAAACUCCCCACAGUGAAGAAGUUUUUGCAGCCUGGCAGCCUGAGGAAGCUUCCCACAGAUGCGAAAGGUUUAGAAGAAGCAACGAAGAUUUUCAAGGUUUAA
Molecule: messenger RNA, 624 nt
Organism: Pongo pygmaeus (Bornean orangutan)
Lineage: Eukaryota; Metazoa; Chordata; Mammalia; Primates; Hominidae
Product: glutathione S-transferase A1-like
Exons: 6
Coding region: 1-624 (207 amino acids)
Biological process (GO): glutathione metabolic process; xenobiotic metabolic process
Cellular component (GO): extracellular exosome; cytosol
Molecular function (GO): glutathione transferase activity
Source: RefSeq, a predicted model, not a curated record